CCAUUAGGCCAUGAUGUACUACUGAAGAUUCCCCGGGUGCAUAUGAUGAUAUGAAUGCGAAUGUGAUAUUUCUAUUUCCCACUUUCUCUCUCCUCUUUUAAGGUAAUAGAGAUCUUGAACACUCCCACCUUUACGCUGCUCAUCAUUUCCUGUCAAUUGUCAAAAAUCAUCUUCCAACCGCAUUUAAUAAAGUACAAAGAAAGGGGCUGCUCGCUGCUCAGUGUAGUUUGGCGCAAAACUGGAGAUUUAAAUCACACAUUUAGUGUGUCCCGGAUGUUCUUGAUCUCCGAGAGAUUGCUGCCAGUGUAUUGAGGAUAACUUGAUUUGUUCUAAUGGCUUCCAUUAGAAGAACACUUUCUCCGGUUCCACGACCAGGUUCGAGAUCGAAUGGGGAAGCGUGCUCGGUAGCAUCCCCCUUAUCUAAAUCAUCCUCAGCUGAGAAGAACCCUUUACAACCAAGUGGAUUAUCAUGUUCAUCUUUUAAUUCUUUGGAGUAUGCACUGUAUAGAGUUAAUAACUUUGUAAUUGGUUUGUUCUCAAAUAGAUCAUCGCGUCCCCUAGAUAAAUCGAAACCAAAAGGGCAAGGGCAAGUGUGGAAGAGGGCUCUCCUGCAUUUCUUAGUCUUCUUUUUGGUUGGGGCUUUCAUUGGGUUAACUCCUUUUGGUUCCUCGAAUUUUCCGGGAAGAAUCUUACCCCAGCAUCAAACUCUCUUCUUUGACAUGAUCCCUUCUGCAGUUAAAUAUAACUCUUUUAGUGCAACAAAUGUUACCUCUGCAGAUGAGAUCCCCCCAGAAAAUCAUACAUCUAUAGGUGAGAUGCAUGAUAAUGAGAAUACUACCUCGGAAGAGAAACUCGGAAGGAUAUCAAGUGAAACACUUACUGUUAAAUUAGUGAAUGAGGAUCCACCAUUGGAAGUUCGCAAGCUCUUGAUAGUUGUCACCCCUACAUACACUCGGCCAUUUCAAGCUUACUAUCUCAAUCGUCUGGCACAAACAUUGAAACUUGUCCCACCACCUUUGAUAUGGAUUGUAAUUGAGAUGAACGCUCAAUCUGCCGAAACUACUGAGAUUUUGAGGAAGACUGGACUUAUGUACAGACAUCUGGUAUGCAAUAAGAACAUGACAGAUGUGAGGGAUAGAAAUGUUCACCAGAGAAAUGUGGCUUUGGCACACAUUGAAAUGCACCGCUUAGAUGGGAUUGUCUAUUUUGCAGAUGAUGCCAAUGUCUACUCAGUAGAUCUUUUUGCAGAUUUGAGGCAGAUAAGGAGAUUUGGGACUUGGAAAUUGGCCACACUUUCAGUGACUCGUGGUGCUACUUUUCUUGAUGGUCCUGUAUGUAAUGGGAGUGAGAUUAUUGGUUGGAGGACUAAUGAAAAGACUCGAAGAUUUCAUGCUGACAUUUCCGGUUUUGCUUUCAAUAGUACCAUACUAUGGGAUCCAAAGAGAUGGAAUCGCCCUAUCAUUGAGCCUAUUCGGCAGCUUGACACUGUGAAACAGAAAUUCUUGGUGAGCACAUUCAUUGAGCAAGUUGUGGAAGAUGAAAGCCAAAUGGAAGGGUUACUAGGGAAUUGUUUGAGCAUCAUGGCGUGGCGUCUUCCCCUUGAAUCAUCUUCCUUGUCAUACCCUCAACAGUGGUCCAUAAGCAAGAAUUUGGAAAAGCAGCGCACCUUGCGACUGAAGUAGUCUGAUCUGAAGUGAGAAG
Molecule: messenger RNA, 1701 nt
Organism: Spinacia oleracea (spinach)
Lineage: Eukaryota; Viridiplantae; Streptophyta; Magnoliopsida; Caryophyllales; Amaranthaceae
Product: probable beta-1,4-xylosyltransferase IRX9H
Exons: 4
Coding region: 333-1682 (449 amino acids)
Biological process (GO): glucuronoxylan biosynthetic process; plant-type secondary cell wall biogenesis
Cellular component (GO): Golgi membrane
Molecular function (GO): xylosyltransferase activity; galactosylgalactosylxylosylprotein 3-beta-glucuronosyltransferase activity
Source: RefSeq, a predicted model, not a curated record